AAAAAGGACCCAAAUGUCUUAACUGCUGAAGAAAAAGAAGAUAUGAAUAAUGGCAAGGAAGCUCAAGAGGAGGAUCAGGAUCAUUCGACUACAGAAGAAAUAGAAUUAGAUAAAAUUCAAAAAGUGCAUAUGGCCUUUUUAAAUGAAAUGAAUCAUACAAAUAUCGAUAAACGACGGAAAAUUGCAGUCAAACAACUACAGACGCAGGCUGUAGUCAUCUCUUCCGAAGAAUAUGUUGAACGUUCACAAAGAGCUCGUUCCAUUAUUUCACGUGGUUUCUUACCAAAUGAAGACAGCCAAGCUCCACACGAUGUCCAGAAUGAUAAUCCCGAAAGUACUAGUGACGAGGAAGGUAAUAUAUCUCCAUGCGAGUUAGCAAGUAUUAGGAAAGCAGAGCACCAUCGGUUAUUAUAUAAAAAGACUACUGAUGAUAAAAAUUACAUUGACGAUGAAGUUGAUGAGGAUAACAAGAUUGAUGAGGAUAAAAAUAGUUCUGAUGAUGAGGUUUACAGAGACAAUGUAGUUGAUGAGGAUAGCAAGAAAAAGAUUAGCGAAAUUCCUCUGCAAGAAAAGCAAAGGAAAGAAAUAAAUGAUAAUUUUAAUUCGAUGGCUAAAGAUAAAAUGUGGGAAUUGUCAUCUGGCCGUUAUGUGGAAGAGGAAUUAUACGAGCUAGGAAAGAAGCUAGACUACGAGCAUGCAAUACAUUCUUUCAUAUUGGACAUUGAUGAUGAAGUUGUGAUGAAUCAUUUUAGCAAAGAAGAAAUGGAGGAAAUAGAUCAGACACCGGGUCCCGUCAUUCCUGAAUUGGCUGAAAAUGUAACAGAUUGUUUAUGUAAAUUUGUUGACAAGACUAAUUUAAAUGAAAUCAGAAAAAUCAUCAGAGAAAUUAGCUUUGAUGAUAAAUAUAAUUUUGAAAAAGAUCACGAUGUUGAUUAUAUUAUAUUUGCUAUACAUGCUUUGGUUCGAGAAAUAGAGAGUGGGAAAUUAUAUAACGACAACCUCGAAGCGUGGUUUAAUGUUCACAUUUGGAAUUUUAUAUUUGAUCAAGCAUUUGGAAACGUGAAGAUUAUGUCAGUUGUCAGAGGGGAAAGUUCGGGAAUUGCCAGUUCCAUUCGAAAAAACAAAAAUAGGAAAUUAGGUACAUAUCGUAGAAUGGGUCAUAGAGGAGAUUGGAUAUUAAGAUCAACUGGUAAAGGUGAUAAUGAUGAAUUUGGGGCUGGUGAAGUGGGAAAAAACUGGAAAGAUAAAUAUGGUACUAAGUUUUUAAAGGAAGCUGGUUUAAAACUUCCGAAGAAUUUAAAAGAUAUGAUGAUGAAGUUGAUGGAAAAGGUUAAAUGGAACCCAGCAAAAUGUGACAAAAUUCAAACGGUUGGAAUUAUCCAUGCCGGGUUAAUGAUGGUAAUGCUUUAUCUCGACAACCCCAAGGGAUAUAUUUGUAGGAUUCGUCGCAGUGAAUUAAUGGAGGUACCGGAUACACCGGAAAAAUUUUCAUCUAUUCUAACCAUAUUAGCAUCGGUUCUCAAUUUAAAGAGUCGAAUUCAGGAAACCUUCAAAACUAUAAUAAACUCGAAAGAAAAUCAAGACAAGAGAUCUUUCAUUGAUGCAGGAUUAAAAAAACGAAAAUAUAAUCAUGAUCAGCGUCAGUUAACUAUUUGCAUAUCAACUCCUGAAAAAAAGAGGAAAGAUAAUAAACGGUUCAAAUCAAAAUUCUGA
This is a messenger RNA of Acaulospora morrowiae, 1713 nucleotides long. NCBI's taxonomy places the organism in Eukaryota, Fungi, Glomeromycota, Glomeromycetes, Diversisporales, Acaulosporaceae. The record is from the annotation of a GenBank genome assembly.